Molecule: messenger RNA, 2508 nt
Organism: Malus domestica (apple)
Lineage: Eukaryota; Viridiplantae; Streptophyta; Magnoliopsida; Rosales; Rosaceae
Source: RefSeq, a predicted model, not a curated record
GUGCUUUAUAAGAAGGAAGAAAUAAAGAAUAUUGAAGAAUGUGGAAGCUUAAGAUUGCAGAUGGUGGCAAUGAUCCAUACAUCUACAGCACAAACAACUUCGUGGGAAGGCAGAUAUUUGAGUUUGAUCCUGAAGCAGGAACUACUGAAGAGCGAGCUGAGGUGGAAGAAGCUCGUCUUCAUUUCUACAAUAACCGCUAUCAGGUUAAGCCCAGUGGUGACUUCCUAUGGCGAAUGCAGUUCCUAAGGGAGAAUAACUUCAAACAAACAAUUCCCCCAGUUAAAGUUGAGGAUGGAGAGGAAAUCACACAUGAAAAGGCCACAGCUUCAUUGAGAAGGUCUGUCCACUUCUUUUCAGCGUUGCAGGCUAGCGAUGGCCAUUGGCCUGCCGAAAAUGCCGGCCCGUUGUUUUUCCUUCCUCCUUUGGUCAUGUGUGUUUACAUUACAGGGCAUCUUAACACUGUAUUCCAUGCAGAACACCGUAAAGAAAUUCUGCGUUACAUAUACUAUCAUCAGAACCAAGAUGGUGGUUGGGGAUUACACAUUGAAGGACACAGCACCAUGUUCUGCACAGCUCUCAGCUACAUUUGUAUGCGUAUUCUUGGAGAAGGACCUGAUGGUGGCCAAGACAAUGCUUGUGCAAGAGCUAGAAAGUGGAUUCUUGAUCAUGGCAGUGUUACCCACAUCCCCUCAUGGGGUAAAACUUGGCUUUCGAUACUUGGUGUGUUUGAGUGGUCCGGAAGCAACCCAAUGCCCCCAGAGUUUUGGAUUCUGCCUUCAUUUCUUCCCAUGCAUCCAGCAAAAAUGUGGUGCUACUGUAGGAUGGUUUACAUGCCUAUGUCAUACUUAUAUGGGAAAAGAUUUGUUGGUCCAAUCACACCUCUCAUACUACAAUUAAGGGAAGAACUCUAUGCUCAGCCUUAUGACGAAAUUAACUGGAAGGGAGUGCGUCAUCACUGUGCUAAAGAGGACAUCUACUACCCUCAUCCUUGGAUACAGGACUUUCUAUGGGAUAGUCUGUACAUAUGUACGGAGCCUCUUCUUACUCGCUGGCCAUUUAACAAGAUGAUCAGGAAAAGGGCUCUCGAAGUAACAAUGAAGCACAUUCAUUAUGAAGAUGAAAACAGCAGAUACAUUACCAUUGGAUGUGUCGAAAAGGUGUUAUGCAUGCUGGCUUGUUGGGCUGAAGACCCAAAUGGUGAUUAUUUUAAAAAGCAUCUUGCCAGGAUACCAGAUUAUUUAUGGGUUGCUGAGGAUGGGAUGAAGAUGCAAAGUUUUGGCAGUCAACAGUGGGAUACUGGUUUUGCCAUUCAAGCUUUGCUUGCUUCCAAUCUAACCGAUGAAAUAGCACCCACACUUGCUAGAGGACAUGACUUCGUCAAGAAAUCCCAGGUUAAGGACAAUCCAUCGGGUGACUUCAAAAGCAUGCACCGCCACAUUUCCAAAGGAUCGUGGACUUUCUCUGAUCAAGACCAUGGAUGGCAAGUUUCUGAUUGCACUGCAGAGGGUUUAAAGUGUUGCCUGCUUUUAUCGAUGAUGCCACCGGAGCUGGUUGGUGAAAAAAUGGAACCUGAGCGGUUAUACGAUGCUGUCAAUGUCCUAAUUUCCCUGCAGAGUAAAAAUGGUGGUUUAGCAGCCUGGGAACCAGCUGGAGCAGCAGAAUGGUUAGAAAUGUUGAAUCCCACAGAAUUCUUCGCGGACAUUGUUGUUGAGCAUGAAUAUGUUGAAUGCACUUCAUCAGCAAUUCAGGCUUUAGUUUUGUUUAAGAAGUUGUACCCUGGCCACAGGAAGAAAGAGAUAGAUCAAUUUAUUACCAAUGCUGCACAGUACCUUGAAAAUAUACAAAUGGAAGAUGGUUCAUGGUACGGGAAUUGGGGAGUUUGCUUCACAUAUGGUACCUGGUUUGCUCUUGGAGGGUUAACAGCUGCUGGCAAGACUUUCAACAACUGUGAAGUUAUACGCAAAGCUAUUAAUUUUCUACUCGCAAUCCAGAAAGAGAACGGUGGUUGGGGAGAGAGCUACCUUUCAUGUCCAAAAAAGGAGUACGUUCCUCUUGAAGGAAACCGAUCAAAUUUAGUACACACAGCUUGGGCUAUGAUGGGUUUGAUUUAUGCCGGACAGGCCGAAAGAGACCCCGCACCUCUUCAUCGUGCAGCAAAGUUGAUAAUCAACUCUCAGAUGGAAAAUGGUGAUUUUCCUCAGCAGGAAAUCACUGGAGUGUUCAUGAAGAAUUGUAUGCUACAUUAUGCAGCUUAUAGAAACAUCUACCCCCUGUGGGCUCUUGCAGAAUACCGCAAGUGGGUUCCAUUGCCUUCCAAAGCGUGAUUAGGCUCUCUGUAUCGUGUAGCUCUUACAUGCAGCAUAUAUUAAUACGCAUAAAAGCCAGUUGUUGAAAUUAUGUAUUAUACCAAAAGUAUAUCAAUCAGAUGAGGAAGUAAGAUUUACCUAUUUGGAAAUCAGAGAAAUUAUACUUCUUCAAACAGAAAAUAUACAAAAAGUGUAUCAAUCA